CCUGACGUCAUGAUUGCUGCAGUACCAUACCUGCCCUGAGGCGGCGCUGCUGCACGGUGACCCGGAUGACCUGCGUCCUGCAGUUAAAAGUUGUGUCUUUGUGGUGAAUCUCUCCGUACAACCGCCCAAACCGGCUUACUACGGCGCCAAUAUACAGGUGCGAGCUCAUACGUACAUUCAAGCUACAAAGGACUGGAUGCUUCAGUUUGCCUGUUCCCAUCAUGCCAUCUGCUGAGGUGGUGUUCUAGGAGCUGCUUCGAACAGAGAUUCAGAGUCAUUCAGACCGGUUUGUUGUUCCGACAUUCAUCAUGACGCCCAGGUAUACUUGACUGUACGGUUGUCAUGACUACCGCGGCCUGUAGCGGACGCAGCGCCGGUACCGCAUGAACCACGGGGCCAUGCGGUUGGACAGAGAGCCGGCCCGAUACAACCGUACGUCGGACGCCGCCGCCAUGUCCCGCGAGCGGCGCCGGGGCGGCGCGAGAACCGCGGGAACUUCGUCGGACGUGGAGCGGCAGCUGGCGGCGCUCCAGAGCGAGGUGGCGACCUUGAAGAAGGACAAAGGUCGUAUGGAGCAGCUGCUGUACCGGAGGGCAGUAGACGAGGCCACACGGUCCCCGUCCCCUCCGCAACACGACACGGAGGAUCGCAACAAGUGGGAGAAAUGGGCGUGGCGACAGAGACACCAGAAGGGUGAGGAGUCACCUCGGCAGGUUGAAGGUCAGAGUUCGCCCAUCAGGCAGUCCUUCACAGCCAAACAUCAGGCGAUGUCGGCAGGGUCCAGUCUGAACGGCAGUACUCAGGACCUGGACACGUUGGAGGAUUCAUCAGAAGGAAGGGAGAGACUUCUUGCCAAGAAGAACCGAGAACUGACCUGGACAAUCCGCCAGCUGGAGAAGCGAUGUUCCGCCCUCAAAACCGAAAAUGUUACCUUAAAGCGCCAGAGAGAGGAGUUAGAAUUGGCGGAAGACAAGAUCAGCAAGCUUCAGCGCCGGAACACAGAACUAACGACACUCGCGCGUCGACUGGAGACCAAGGCCAAGACUCUGCAGCAGCACAGUACAGGGAAAUCCAGCCAGCCAACCGGAGAGAACCUGGAACAUUACAAGCGAGUGUUCGCCCGCCAGCGCGCCAAGGACCUCGCCGAUCACGCACAGGCCAUCCUCGCUAAGGACAAGGAGAUCGGACAUCUACAGCAGGAGCUGGGCGUACUGCAGGGUCAGGAGAAGAACGGAGACCUGUACAGUCAUAAGGAGGAACUGCAGCACAUCAUCACUCAGGCAGCGAAGGAGAGACUACAGAUGGAGAGGGUCGUCUGUAGCAGGCUCAACUUACAGAAUGGAGAGUUGGAGACUGACAGGUUUGAUGGUGACAAUGAGAGAGUUCAGAAUCUGCAGCUACAAGUAGAGACACUAACACAGGCUGCCAGCAGGGUACCGGAGUUGGAAAGCAGUUUACAGAAAGAAAAGAAUUCUCAACAGGCCCUUAAGGAGGAACUGAGACAGACGAACAGGAGACUCUCAGCGUUGGAAGUAGAAUUGUCAGAACAGAAAGUCUCCAGAGCACAACUUGAGGAGCAGCUCAGCAACAGCAACCAGAGAUGUACAUACUUGGAAUCUGAACUUGAGAGCCAGGUUGUCGACAAUACCGACCUGACCAAGAGAACAUCAGAGCUACAACGGCAGGUCUCACAACUGGAACAGACCCAGUUUGAGUCUCAGGGCGUUCAGGACCAGCUGACCCAGCUGCUGAUUCAGAACGAGGAACUUCAGACGGAGAAACGGGCUCAGGAAAACAAAGUCCAGCACCUUCAGGCUGUUAUUCAGGUAAACACAGAACCUACAAGCAAAGAAACAAACAAACAAACAAACAAUAUAAAACACCUGCUUCAGAUGGAGAAACGAGCUCAGGAAAACAAAGUACAACAUCUGCAGGCUGUUAUACAGGACUUGGAAGAAGAGCUGCGACAGAACCCUUCUGAGGACCUCGCAGCGACCAAACAUCUCCUAGAGGAGAGGGAGAGAACUGUGCAGGAGCUCCUGCAGCGCCAACAAGAGACUGAAGACUCCCACAGACAAACCCUACACCAACUCCAGGCGAGACUGCAGGAGUUGGACUCCCAGCAUGCCGAGGGGGAGUUGCUAUGCCAACGACAAGCAGAACAGUUGAAGGACUUGUCCGAAAAACUUGCCAAAAAGUCUGACGUUCCGUCCGAACAUUCCGCGCCUUCCGUACCGGCAGCUUCCGUAGGAGUCCAAGUGAACUUAAGGACAGGAACGCAGAAGUCUGUACAGACCGACGCACAGACAGACAUAUCAGGGUCUGAACGGACAGACGCACAGACGACUUCCCGCGAAGCCGACCGGGAAAAACGCGUGAACCAGAUCGUGAAACCAGUGCCAAUCGUCGGGGCCAAGCGGUCUGCGUUUGAAACCGUCUCACCGGCUGCAGGAGUGAACGGCACACCCGAUCCAGCCCCCGCGGUGGUCCCUACGCCGGCUAAGAGGUCGAAUUUGCUGCCUGUCAAUCACCUUGUGGUCGCUACGCCGGGUCAGAGGUCGAUCUCGCCGCCUGUCAAUCACCAGAGUCUUGCCAAAGAGCUGUCCUCCGCCGGGUUCCACCCCAUCCAGGAUCCAGAUGGAUCGGGAGACUCCUGGGACGAGGCCAGUACGUACACUCUACCUUCUCACAACGACAACCCCAGCCCUGAAGCACAGUCUCACACACAGCAGGGAUUAAACGGUUUGGAAGAAGCCGGUGGUGAUGCAGACAUGGACAAACAGGUAUCCGAAGGCAGUGAGACGGCACCGACAGCCAGCAGCGAGGCUGUGCAGGACAGGAAAAAACUCGCUGUUUAUAUUGCAAGAUACUCCUAUAACCCGUACGAUGGACCUAACGAUAACCCGGAGGCAGAGCUGUCGUUCCAGGCGGGGGAUUACGUGUACGUGUACGGGGAGAUGGAUGAGGACAUGUUCUUCCAGGGGGAGUUGAUGGACGGGUCCCGUGGGCUGGUGCCCUCCAACUUUGUGGAGCGGGUGGCGGAUGAAGACAUGCCCAACUGGAGCCCCGCACAGCCGUCAAUCAGUGAUGAGGAUGCUACGCAUGUGUCCUUCCAGAGCGAGGAUGAAGUCAGCAUCAGUCAGCUGGUACCAGAUGGAUCCACCAACGUAGACAACCAGCCUACCACAGCCCUGCAGCUGGCCCCCACCCUUCCAGACAGCUUCACAGAUGUGCUGGACAGCCUACAGAAACCUGACACAAGUCCCAAUAAAACUCCAGUGCCCUGGCCCCAGAACCUGAUGGUUGAGAAGCAGCUGACCAACAGCCUGGUGCUGAAGUGGGAUCCGGCUGACCUUCCCACAGAGGACAUCCUUCACUAUGCAGUCUACCUGAACCGGGAGCUCAAGGCCAAGGUGCCGCCGGACGCCAAACCCAGCGCUCUGGUCGAGGGGGUUGACCCGGAGAAGACGUACAGGGUCUGUGUGAGAACCACAACGAGAACAGGCCAGUCACUGGACCCACAGGCAACAUUACUGGUGGGGAAAGAUGCGACUUUGGCCCCCAGUAGCCUUCACGUGUCAGAGAUCACCCCCACAUCAUGUGAGCUGUCCUGGUUGCCUAGCAACAGCAGCCACGCCCACAGUCUGGUGGUGAACGAGGGUGAACCCAAGAUCCUGCCGCCAGGAGUCUUCAAGCACAGUAUUACUGGUCUCCAGCCAGGGACGUUACAGAAGGUUGAAGUUCGGUCGGAGAAGAGCAGCACGAGUUUGUGGGACUUCAUCGAGAGUAAAACCUGGAAGAGGAAGGAGAACACGUCCGCCAGCGUGCAGUUUGAGACGCUUCCAGGGGGCCCUCCCGACCCCCCGGUUAACGUGACGGUAGAGCCCGGACAGGAGCCGCACCAGGUCCUCAUCAGCUGGCUGCCCGUUACCAUAGAUACGGCGGGGACAUCCAAUGGCGCCGUGGUGCAGGGUUACGCCGUGUACUCGGGGCAGAGGAAGGUGGCGGAGGUCUCGGAACCCACGGGAGACAGCGUUGUCGUGGAAACGUCGACGUUAGCGGGUACGACAGUCGGACCCAUCCUGGUCAGGACCGUAUCCAGCUCUGGGGACUCCAUCAACUCACAGUCAGCUGUUAUUCCCCUCAGUCUCAAGAAAAUGCUGUACCAGAGAUCCAAAAAUCUUCCGACCUUGUCGUCUUCCCAAGUCAUCGCUGAGGAGAUACCUGAGAAGCCAACUGUACGGACGGAUUCUGGGAAAAUACAGAGUAUUGAGAUGAUGUACGAGGGGCGUACAGACGACAGCUCUCCGGAGAGCGACAUUUCAGACGAGCAAGUGGAGCAGUUCGAGCCGUCCGUGGGGCGCACUGUCACCAAGUCACCGCAGGACGGUCUCCCGAUGCCCCCUGGUGGUCUGGACAGGGAACUGCAGGAGAAGAAACCCGAGAUCCGCCCCUCCUUCCGUUCGGAGGUCCACUCAGACAGCAGUAACCACUCAGAGCUGUCGGACAUCGCAGAGGAGGCUGAGGAAGAUCUGGAGGAGGAGGUGAACUCUGACAGCAUGAGCAUCGAUGUGCCCGGGCUGGAGAUGGCACAACCCGUACAUCUCACUGCUAAGCUGAACCAGCCCCCCGGUGAACUUGACCCCGGCGCCAACACGGAGUCAGACUUUGAGGAACCUCCGCUGCCCAGUACCAAGGUCAAGCAAGGUCAUCGCACCCCUCCCACCCAACACUGGAGGGACCAGAGGAGAGGUCACGCCAGUCCUGUGCCAGACACGGAGCUUCCCGAGGAGGAUGACUACAGUUCAGGCGGGGAGUCGGACGUGACCUUGCGGGACAGUAUGGAGGGUGACCGCUCCGCCCCGCGCUGGUUCGUGGCGCUGUUCGAUUACGACCCCAUGACCAUGUCGCCGAACCCCGACGCUGCAGACGAAGAACUGCCCUUCAGGGAAGGACAACUCAUCAAGGUCUAUGGAGACAAGGACGGGGAUGGGUUCUUUAUGGGGGAUGUGGAUGGCAGGUGUGGGGUGGUGCCCUGUAAUCUGGUGGAGGAAAUUGAGGAUGACUAUCGGCUUCAGCAGCUGAGAAACUCCAACAACGUCCUCUCACCCGAUAAACUGGACUCCCUACCAGGAGGAUAUCACAGAGGUCAAGAACCCUACCUUAUGGAGCUUCCCUUCUACCAGGGAGACAUCAUCCAUGUGGUGGGAGAGAUGGAUGAGGAUGGAUUCUUCAUGGGUGAGAUGGAUGGACGGAGAGGCCUGGUCCCCUCUAACUUCCUGGAGGACCUGUCAGGCGACCAGGCAGACAACUAUGCACCACAACCAACCGGUCACGACCGGUCAUAUCACAGCCCCUCACAUAUACAGGACCGAGACGUCUCCCCCCAGCCCGACAGGAGAGAAGCUCAGCCGCCCAAGAAGAAGAAAGGACUUCUUUCGAAGGGCAAGAAACUUUUCAAGAAGCUCGGAGGCAGCGUGGAGGGCAAGAGCAAGAGAUAG
Molecule: messenger RNA, 5501 nt
Organism: Branchiostoma floridae (Florida lancelet)
Lineage: Eukaryota; Metazoa; Chordata; Leptocardii; Amphioxiformes; Branchiostomatidae
Product: peripheral-type benzodiazepine receptor-associated protein 1-like
Exons: 39
Coding region: 384-5501 (1705 amino acids)
Biological process (GO): neuromuscular synaptic transmission
Molecular function (GO): protein binding
Source: RefSeq, a predicted model, not a curated record